Geodia barretti is the source of this 2118-nucleotide messenger RNA. NCBI's taxonomy places the organism in Eukaryota, Metazoa, Porifera, Demospongiae, Tetractinellida, Geodiidae. The record is from the annotation of a GenBank genome assembly.
AUGUCGACGGCUUACGAGGACGCAGAGCUGGAGCGAGAGCUAGCAGAGUUGGAGAAAGAGGACGAGAAUGAGUUCUACACUCUCCUCAACGUGGACGUGCGGGCCACGCCCGAGGAGAUCCGCUCGGCGUACCGCCGUCUCUGUCGUAUCUAUCACCCAGAUAGGCACCAGGAUCCCAGGAAGCAGCAGACGGCGAGCGUGUUCUUCCACCGGAUUCAGGAGGCGUACCGCGUCCUCAGCGACCCUCGGAAGAGGGCCAUCUACGACAGGAGCGGGAAGAAAGGCGUGGAGGCGGACAUGGCGCUCAUCGAGCGGACGACACUGCCCACAGAGCUCCUGGAGGAGUACGAGAAACUCAAGAAGCUGUGGGAGGAGCGGACGUACGUCCAGGAGGCCAACCCACAGGGCAGUUUCUCCAUGAAGAUUGACGCCAGUCGCCUACUGGAUGGAGCGAGCUCUCCUCAUCAGCCACUGGUGUUUGUCAGCAAGAUGUCAGCCUCGCAGUCUGUUGAUGCACAGAUCACUCGCUCUGCCUUCUCCACCGUGGGUGGAACAGUGGUGGCAGGCCCCAAGUACCUGCUGGGAGGUCUCCAGGUGUCCCUUCGCUACAUCCUCUCGUCACAGAACUGGGUCAAGGUUACAACUCUCCUGGGCAGUCUCCCAGCCCUGGCUCUGGAGACAUACCACAACAUCAGUGACUCCAUGUACCUCACCAGCAACACUCAGUGUUCUCUGACACCCCUGGGGCCCCUACUGAACAUGACGGGCUCAGCCACGCGACGACUGACCAACACCACCUCUGCAUCUCUCACUGUCAAAGAUACUGGGAACGCAGUGUCGGCAAAAAUGGCUCACCAGUUGUCUCAGACUGUGAACGUGGUGGGGGAGACGGAGGUGGGGUUUGACGCCUCUCGGGUGGAGGGGAGGGUCCACUAUAACCCAGACGGAGCUUAUCUCUACCAGAGUGGAGUGAGGAUCGGGACGGGGGGUGUGGCCAUGUUCUACGGAGUCGAGAAUGAAAUAACAAAGUUGACAAGGUUGGGAGGGAGGGUGUCGGUGGGCAGCGAGGGAGUUCAGCUAACACUGCGACUGGUGAGAGCUGGAAUGACAUUCACCACCAGUGUUACCGUCUCCAAAACACCUUCCAUUGGAGCUGUAUUCUAUGCCACAACAGUCCCCCUCUUCCUGUUCGGAGGGUUCAAAGUCCUCGCAAUUGCUCCCCUCCUGCGCCGGCAGAGACAGAGCGAAGUUGCAGAGCGUCGGGCAGAGAAAGCGAGAGAGAUGCUGGAGAGGAAGAAAGAGGCGGAGGCAGCGAUAGAGCUAAUGACAGAGACAGUUGAGAGGGUCCUGGUGACAGAGCGAGCCAGACAGGGGCUCAUCAUAGUGGAGGCAUGGUAUGGGAAGCUGUUUGAUCUGGACCCAGCCAGCGACGGACUGAGUCUCCCUAAAGUCAUCGACGUCCACGUGCCUCUCCAGUGCCUGGUGGUUGACUCGAAGCUCAUUCUGCGAGAGGAGAAUAAGGCCAUAAUCCCGGGGUUCUACGACCCCUGCAUCGGGGAGAGCAAGUAUCUGAGGGUUCGCUAUGAGUUCCGUGGGACCCCGCACGAGCUACGUCUGUUUGCAGGCGAUGCAGUCGUGGGAAAGACGGCUCUCGUCCAGAACUUUGUGAGCGACGGGACCAAGUUCCCCAAGAACUAUUCCAUGACAAUGGGGGUUGACAUACUGGUGAAAGCUGUCCACAUCCCUGACACACAGACUACAGUCGAACUAUAUAUCUAUGACACUGCAGGCAAAGAGGUGUUUGCUGACUUUGUCCCUGAAUAUUGGGAGAACCCAGGUCUAGUGAUGGUGGCGUAUGAUGUAAGUCAGGAGGAAUCGUUUGACAGCUGUGUCAAGUGGCUGGAGAGGGUCCGGGCCCAGAAACCUGCAGUGGAGGCCCAACUGCCAGGGGUGCUGGUGGCCUGCAAGUGUGACCUGGAAGCCAGGAGGGAGGUGAGUGAGGAGAGAGGGAGAGAGCUGGCUGCAAGUAAAGACCUCGUCUACUUUGAGACCUCAGCCGUAAGGGAACUUUUCAACACUUUUGACAUUUAUCCUUCUCUCCUUCGUUCUGCAGCGUGA